Messenger RNA from Oncorhynchus mykiss (rainbow trout), 3106 nucleotides. Lineage: Eukaryota; Metazoa; Chordata; Actinopteri; Salmoniformes; Salmonidae. The record is from RefSeq and is a predicted model, not a curated record.
GUGCGUCGCAGUCUCUCUCCAAAUGCGUACUCGUGCACAUAGACUUGGCCGCGAUCACGCGAACCCCAAUGCUGCGUAAUUUGCGCGCCGCCUUCCACCAGAGACACUUUGGUGAAUUGUACCUUUCACGGAUCGAAGAUACAUGUUCCGUUUUCAGUCCCUUGAUGAAGAUUGUACCCUGGAGAAGGAGGAGGGGCUGGUAGAAGAAGAACAUGAGAUUGACCAGUUUAAUGACGACACCUUCGGAGAUGGGGCCAUCGACGAUGACUGGCAGGAGGAGCACAAGCGGCUAGCUGAGCUCGAAGAACAAAAGAACGAUUUACUCGGAGGUUUAGGACUAGGGACACUAGGGAUGGGGGGAAUGGGAGGAGGAAACGCCUCCACUGUUCACCUUCCUCCUCCCGCCAGUCGCGUCCCCCAUCCGUCUUCCCUCCCACCACCACAUCACUCCCUCUCUUCGAUGCCCCCUCCGGGCCUGGAGGAGAGGGGGGGAGGCGUCCUAGCCGAGUCCCUAGCCAUGUUGAUUCUCGGGGCGGACCCGGCCAUCGCCAGUGUGGGUGGUCCAGCCGGGCCUGAUGACCGAUCCACUGGUCUCCCUCCUCCCCCUUCCAUUCCCCUGCAGCAUCACCACCCCUCCCAGCUCCCUCUCCACCACCAGCUGACCCCGUCUGGGCUACCACCCGGCCCACCGCACCUCUCCCUGCUUAGCUACCAGCAGCAUCAGCACCUUCUACGACGAGGGGCGGCCCCCAUGCAACAGAUGAACUCUCACAAUAUCUGGGAGAACAACUUGGGAUUCGGGCCUGUGAGCAUCACCCCUGGACUAAUCACUCAAAUGGAGGACAGUCCACUUAUGUCUAUCAUCAAAGAAGUGGGGCUGCCCAAUCGGCCUCCGCCAAUGAUGAGCGAGGAUGGGCGGGACUUGUCAGAAAGGGCCCCCCCGCCUCGCUCGUCCUCUCCCGUGAUUGGUAGCCCACCAGUGAGGGCUGUGCCUAUCGGGACUCCGCCCAAGCAACCGAUUAGUCAUGCUAUGAAUCAUCAUCAUCAUCAGCAGAUCCACCACCCCACUGCCGUUCAUGUGCGAGCCCCGGUCCACCACCAACACCGCUACCCCCCUUCCUUCCCUGAGCGCAUCUCUCCCAACACCCUCUUAAACAUCGCUAACUCUCCUCUGUGUCGUCCUCCGUUCCCGGCCGGCGUGGGCCCCGUUCUGUCCCAGAUCCAACGCGCCCAGAUGCUCAACUCUCAGUUGUCUCGAAAGCACCAUGAAUCCAGAGAAUGCCAGACUUUGGUGACAAAAUUUGCCCACCAAGGACCGCCGCGCCACCUUCCAGUUCAAGUGAGCACAGAACAACAAGUUUGUCCCACCAAGAUGACACGCUACAAAUCGUCACUGGACUCAACGCUCACCUGUGUUCUCAUCCGUACACCUGAAUGCACUCGCCUUGAGCCGUCUCACUCACAAAUUUGGCCACCUGGAGUGUAUUCAUUCGUUGCUGGCUUCCCCAGGGGCUGUCAGGGUCCCCCGUUGCUGCCUGGUGGCGGAGGCUUCAGGCCCUUCUUCGGCCAGCCCCCUCCCCACAGGAUGGGUCCCCACCCCGGCGGGCCCCCUCCCAACCACAACCACGUCCCUUGUCCCAUCAUCCGGCACAACACCACGCACCUGCACCCCCAGCACCGCCGCAUGCUCACCCAGAGGAUGCAGAGUAGAGGAGGUGAGCGUGGCGGGCGUGUUGGGGACUGGCGGAGCAGGGACCCCUACAGUAACUUGAUGAGCCAGAGGGAGAAGGAGUGGGUGGCCAAGAUCCAGAUGAUGCAGCUGCAGAGCACUGAUCCCUACCUGGAUGACUACUACUACCAGAAUUACUUUGAGAAGUUGGAGAAGAGGCAGGAGCGAGACAGAGACGGCGUGAGGAAGGAGCACACCACCAAACUCAUCACCCCCCAGGUGGCCAAGCUGGAACACACCUACAGACCAGUGCAGUUUGCAGGCUCGCUGGGUAAGCUAACUGUGUCCAGCGUCAACAACCCCAGGAAGAUGAUCGACACGGUGGUGACUAGUCGCACUGAUGACGAGGAGAAGAGAGAGAAACAGGUGUGGGAUAAGAGACGGCAGAUCCUCUACACUGUGGAGAAGAUGUACAGUCUGCUGCUGGAGGUGCAGGACUUUGAGAAGCGCUUCAUGCAGACGCCGGAGGAGCAGAGGGAGGCCCUGCUGGAGCAGCACAAAACCCACACGCUGCAGCUCUACAGCUCCCUCAAGGAGAAGGAGUGGGACGACAGGGUGAGUGACGAGCAGUGUCUGUUGAUCAUGUCGGUGCGUAAGGGAAAGCGCCUCGUCUCCAGGCUCAUCCCUUUCCUGCCUCCGCUGCAGGCCGCCACCGUUGUCAUGGGGAUUGCCCGGAACCUGCCAGCCCUGGCCAAGAAAGACAAACAGGACCAGGUGCUGUGCUGGUUGGUGGAGCCAAUUGCCGUGGUGAUCUCAUCCCUAUCUAGCGCCUCCCUCACAGAUUUGCUGCAGGAGCUGCAAGGCAGCGAGGGUCAACUGUCCAGAGUGUUACAAAAUAAGUUUGGUGUGACACUGCUUUACCUGAUCCUGAGUGAAGGAGAGCGAAUGCAGAGCUCCAACCCCACCUGUCAACUCAUGGAUGACAAUCGAUGGACAGAGUUGGUGUUCUCUGUGACCAGGGAGCUGCUCAACGUGCCCUCCUCGUCCCUGUCCCCUCCUCUCUUCACCCCUCCCAACCUGCUCUCUCUCUUCUCGCGCUACGUCGACCGACAGAGGCUGGAGCUGCUGCAGGAGAAGUUACAGAUCUCCGCAUUGUCCAGGUAGAGGUGACUACAGACAUCAAGAGAACCUCAGUUGAAGCGUGUGUGCGCACACUAUUGUACGCAGGGGAGUAGGCUGUCUACUAGGGUUGAUAACUGAUUUUAAUCCAGCAGAAUCUCUUGUCGUUUUUUUUCUUCUUUGUGUCCAUUAGGUGUGUAUGGGGAUGCGCGUGAGUGAGUGAUGAAACAGAGAAUACAAAUCUGCUUUUUUUUAUUCUUGUUAACGUUGAUGCCUGUGAUAAAACAUCAAAUUAAAAGUAUUUCUAUUGUAUACAAC